AUGCAGGCUCCACGCAUCGCUAGCCGCCUGAGAGGGCUGGCUCUGACCGAAUUGCCUCCUCCAUACCUUGCGCCAUCGCUCCAUCGCUCCGUGACCUUGUCGCCGGUCCAAUCUUCCAGCUUUUCUUCCACUUCCCCCGUCGGCGGCCGCAAUCCUCGACGCGACAGAAGCAAAAACCGCGGUGUGUCAGCCAUCCACCGAACCGGACCCCGCUACCCGCUGGUCGCAUCACGAUGGCCAUUGCCCAAGCCCGUCUCACCGGAAGCCCUGCAGCGCCGGGAAACGAAUCCCAACCACGGAUUGUGGGCCUUCUUCCCUCCUACCCGAGAGUCACUACCACUCCCAGAGUAUGAUAACGCACACGGUCGUUCAUGGGGCAUCCAAGAACUUCGCGAACGAAGCUGGGAGGAUCUGCACGCCUUGUGGCAUGUCUGCGUCCGAGAGCGCAACCGUAUUAUGACAUCUGACCUGGAGCGAACCCGUGUCCGGGCCGGUUACGGUGACUACGAGUCUCAGGAGCGUGACAAGGUGAUCAAGAGCACCAUGAAGAACAUGAAGCACGUUCUCCGUGAACGCUGGUACGCCUACGAGGACGCUACACGUCUGUACGAAAGCGGAUACCGUCCUGAGAACUUCUAUGGGUUCGAAGUCGAGGAGCCCGAGCUGAAGGAGCCUGAGGUCGAGGCUGAGGCCAAGCAAGCUGAGGUCAAGGAAGCUGGAGCUCAAUAA
Molecule: messenger RNA, 729 nt
Organism: Penicillium olsonii
Lineage: Eukaryota; Fungi; Ascomycota; Eurotiomycetes; Eurotiales; Aspergillaceae
Source: the annotation of a GenBank genome assembly